Messenger RNA from Hydractinia symbiolongicarpus, 1340 nucleotides. RefSeq lists its product as uncharacterized. The transcript is spliced from 4 exons. Gene Ontology annotation, molecular function: alpha-L-arabinofuranosidase activity. NCBI's taxonomy places the organism in Eukaryota, Metazoa, Cnidaria, Hydrozoa, Anthoathecata, Hydractiniidae. Gene Ontology annotation, biological process: L-arabinose metabolic process. The record is from RefSeq and is a predicted model, not a curated record. Bases 139 to 993 code for a protein of 284 amino acids.
CAGAGGUUUGGAUGAGAAGAAUAAAGAGAAAGAACACGCUCCAUUGUAGAGGUUCAGUACUUUUUUAAACACGAUGGAUGAGAGAGUAAGGGUUUAUGUUUGAAAGUAGCUAUUUAACUGGCGUACUUCUGGAUCAUCAUGACCCCAAAGAUGGAAAAUUCUAUCGACGCCAUUAAAGAUGAGGCACCGAAACGUAAAAAAUCAACUAUCACAACUUUCAUGAGGAAAGUGUCGAGCAUCUCAAUCCGCAGUAGUCAUGAAAGAAGUGGAAUUCCUCUUUCAACGAACUGCAAAUUUAAAAUCGUCAUACGAACAACCAAACCUGAGUUGACUGUUGGGUUUGUUUUGGUGGAUAUGCCAGGAUUCGCAAUGUGUGCUGGGAAGACUGAUGAAAUGUAUGCAGAGAAAAUAUCCAGUGAUCCGAAGUUUUGGGAAAGAUGUUCAUUCCAUCCAUCGGUUAAUUUGUGGUACGAUUCGUUCUGUGCGUUCGAGUGCGCUCGCGAAGCAGGUCGAUAUAUAACGUUUCGUAACGGUUUAUUUAAAUGCAGAAAAUACGAUGGAACGCCAGAGUUCAAACAAGAAGCAAGUUUUGUGUUCAACACCAAUAAAUUGCUUAAAAAGCAACAAAGACAAAGAGCACAUUCGAGUAUCGUUCCACCCAACAAAGAAGAACUCAUUUCAACCACAACGGCAAUACGAAAGCUAUCUUUAGAUACGUUUCAAAAUGAUCAUGAAAAUGAACAACAGCGUUUCCGUAGCAACCAGUUGUCGCUAAGAAUGAACCGCCCUAACGAAAAAGCUUUGUACAGUGUCAAUUACGAUUCGUGCGCCGGUUGUUUGAAUUUAAAAUUGUAUCGCAAAGAUACGCUCUCCGCCACUGUUGAUACCAUUUUUCAAACAACGCACUCCAUCGUAGAUUUAGAUAUUCCUUCUCAUUGUAACAUCGAGGGAACGCCAGAAGCCUAUAAAUGCAGUUGUCAACGCAGCGGAUGAAUUUUUCGAUGAAAAAUUAAUGUUUAUUGUGAUAAUGAAGUGUUCAGCGUAUGAAAAUAACCCAAGGCACUUGUAUAAGCAUAAAUGCAACCGGUACCUCACAAAAAUGAGCGCAACUGCAAUGACGUCACGACCAGAAACUUGAUUACGACACACAACGACAGAAGAAAGACGCAGGCGACUUUUAUAUGAAAUUCUGAAGGAGCGUCACAUUUUUGUAGUCAUGCAAAAGCCUCUUUCUCAGUAGCAAUAUUUUGCUAGUAUUUUGUCUACACUUGUAUUAGUUUGAUUAAUCAAUUUGUAUAAGAAAUGUUCAUGUGUCGUCUCAAGUUUUCUUCUCAGUGAUU